Neltuma alba is the source of this 1413-nucleotide messenger RNA. RefSeq lists its product as uncharacterized. Lineage: Eukaryota; Viridiplantae; Streptophyta; Magnoliopsida; Fabales; Fabaceae. Gene Ontology annotation, biological process: proteolysis. The record is from RefSeq and is a predicted model, not a curated record. The coding region runs from base 1 to 1413 and encodes 470 amino acids. Gene Ontology annotation, molecular function: aspartic-type endopeptidase activity; zinc ion binding; nucleic acid binding. The transcript has a single exon.
AUGGAGACAAUCUUUACUGCUGUUCCUUGUCUUUCCCCGCUCAAGGUACAAGUGGCGGUUACCUAUCUAGUGGAGCAAGCAAGGCAUUGGUGGGAUAGUGCAAGACCUUCUGAUAUAUCUCAGUUGGACUGGGAUACCUUCAAGCGGAUGUUCUAUGAUCACUUCUUUCCGAAAGAGUUGCGAAUGGAAAAGCAAUUCCUGUUUUAUUCCUUAAAGCAGGGAGAGAUGCAUGAGGAUCAGUUUAUCACAAGGUUUAUAGACUUGGCAAAGUAUGUGCCCAGGCAGACGGAAGAUCAUUCACUCUGGUUAGCUCAACAACUGAUGAACCGUGCAAGGCCGGAGUUGAAACAGCAGUUGGCCUUGUUAGAGGUCAAGACCUUUGAGGAGAUGUGUGUGAAGCUGCGGGUUGCAGCUAGAAGGACAAGAGAAGUGGUAGAGGCAAGGAGGGCUGAGAAUCAAGCUAGAGCGGCCCGUUAUCCUGGUCCUACAGGAGGAGUGGGGAAGAGGAGUCAAUACAGCUCUGGGAGCUUGAGUAGCUCAGGGAGAAACAGGAACCAAGGGCAGAAUCAGAGGGCGAAUGCUCAGAGGGGCUUUAUGCAAAGACGCCAGAAUCCAAACAAUCAGACUGGUGGGGGACAGGGCUCCCGUCGAGAUUCUUUAGUGACCACCCCGAGUGUUACUGGACCGUGCCCCAGAUGUGGGGGUAGGCAUGCGGGACAAUGCUGGGAGUGCUUUCGAUGCCACCGGUGGGGACAUAUUGCCAGAAACUGUCCAGAGAGUCAGCCAGCACCUCAAGCUAGUCGUUCUACUGUUCCAGGACGUGUCUAUGUGAUGACAAAUGAAGAGGCUUCUGCAUCUCCAAACUUGAUUCGAGGUAACAUUCUACUUGAGGGACAUGUUAUUUCUGCUUUAUUUGACUCAGGUGCUACGCACUCCUUUAUUUCUGUGGAGUGUGCUCAGAAGUUGAGCUUGCCUGUGGUUGAGCUACCUUAUGACUUAAGAGUGUCUACUCCUGCUAGAGUCACUGUUGUAACUGGAAGAGCGUGUCUAGAGCUUGCACUUCAGUUUGAGAAUCAAGAUUCUAUAAUAGAUUUGUUUUGUCUACCUCUGAAAGGUAUCGACGUGAUUAUUGGCAUGAACUGGUUGAUGGCCAAUGGAGCAAUCCUUGAUUGUAAAAGGAGGUUGGUGACAAUUUCGGUAGGUGCCUUAUGUGCUGAAAUGUCAAGUGGUCCAGUUUUGUUGUCAGCUGCUCAAGUAGAGAAGGCGGUGAGGAAAGGGUGCCAGGCCUUCAUUGUCUUCUUUUCAAUUAGUGAGGAUGAGGCAGGCGGAAUUGAACAGAUAGCUGUGGUAAGGGACUACCCCGAAGUGUUUUCGGACGAGGUUGCAGGACUACCUCUGGAGCGAGAAGUGUAG